Aspergillus eucalypticola CBS 122712 is the source of this 1209-nucleotide messenger RNA. RefSeq names its product mannan endo-1,4-beta-mannosidase A precursor. NCBI's taxonomy places the organism in Eukaryota, Fungi, Ascomycota, Eurotiomycetes, Eurotiales, Aspergillaceae. Gene Ontology annotation, biological process: substituted mannan metabolic process. The transcript has a single exon. The coding region runs from base 52 to 1059 and encodes 335 amino acids. Gene Ontology annotation, molecular function: mannan endo-1,4-beta-mannosidase activity. The record is from RefSeq and is a predicted model, not a curated record.
CUAAGUCAUUCGCUCGUUUUUCAUUCGUUUAUUAUUUGAUACAGUUUGAAAAUGUUCGCCAAAUUGUCCCUCCUUUCGCUUCUUUUCAGCUCUGCUGCGCUGGGCGCCUCCAACCAGACUCUGUCCUAUGGCAACAUUGACAAGUCUGCCACCCCUGGCGCCAGAGCGCUCCUGAAGUACAUCCAACUUCAGUAUGGAUCGCACUACAUAUCCGGACAGCAGGACGUCGAUAGCUGGAACUGGGUCGAGAAGAACAUUGGUGUGGCCCCUGCCAUCCUCGGCAGCGACUUCACCUACUACUCGCCUUCGGCUGUUGCCCACGGCAGCAAGUCUCACGCGGUCGAGGAUGUAAUCCAGCACGCCGGUCGCAAUGGAAUCAAUGCCCUGGUUUGGCAUUGGUACGCUCCCACCUGUCUGCUCGAUACCGAUAAAGAGCCGUGGUACAAGGGAUUCUACACCGAGGCUACCUGCUUCAACGUGUCUGAGGCCGUCAACGACCAUGGUAACGGCACUAACUACAAGCUCCUGCUGCGUGAUAUCGACGCCAUUGCUGCUCAGAUCAAGCGCCUGGAUCAGGCCAACGUGCCCAUUCUCUUCCGCCCGCUCCACGAGCCCGAGGGUGGCUGGUUCUGGUGGGGUGCCCAGGGUCCUGCUCCCUUCAAGAAGCUGUGGGAUAUCCUCUACGACCGCAUCACUCGCUACCACAACCUCCACAACUUGGUCUGGGUUUGCAACACUGCUGAUCCGGCCUGGUAUCCCGGAAACGACAAAUGCGACAUCGCCACCAUCGAUCACUAUCCCGCCGUUGGUGACCACGGAGUCGCGGCCGACCAGUACAAGAAGCUCCAGACUCUGACCAAGAACGAGAGAGUGUUGGCUAUGGCAGAAGUUGGCCCCAUUCCGGACCCCGAUAUGCAGGCUCGUGAGAAUGUCAACUGGGCUUACUGGAUGGUUUGGUCCGGUGAGUUCAUUGAGGAUGGUAAGCAGAACCCUAACCAGUUCUUGCACAAGGUGUACAACGACACCCGGGUUGUGGCUCUGAACUGGGAGGGGGCUUAAGCGGACGUGGUAGAUUACCAUGGGGGGAGUUAAAUCCUGAGGAGUGUUGAGCAAGCGGGAGAGAGGAAAGUUGUGGAAAUUACUAGGCUACUCCGGAAGUGGCCAUCCUGGCAGUCAACAGUCACUCGAAGCGCCUCCUUAGCUAGUGUG